AUGGCCGGAACCCAAGCCGCCCGGCUCCUGCAGCCGUGGCUCUCGCAGUCGACAUCUCUCUACACACGGCAGUCCAUUUUCACGCCUAGUUCUCUAAGGACACCAGCCAAUUUUGUCGCAUCCGCGCCAUCAAAAUGCAUCGCAAGGCCCUUUAGCGUCCAGACAGCACUGAACAAGAAGCCGCCAACACGACGUGCUACAUCGGCAAAGAAGUCGCCCUACUCUCGCGACCAGUCGCUCCCCGUCAGUCUAGACAACAUGUCGAUGUUGGUGCCAAUGACAUUCGUGCCGCCGCCCAUGUCGAAAUGGCCGCGCGGCUUCAAACAAUUUAUGCACAUGGGUUAUCUGGUGGCAUGGAACCGGGCGAUCAACUAUGUGUACAUGAUCAUCCACAAGGUCUACUCAAAGCCAGGCUGGCGGACUCGGCCGCUGUUCAAGAUGCGCAAGUCCGAAAUCAAGCCUGCGGCCCGAGAUCUACACACCCGCAUGAACAGCGCGAUCGCUUCGGGUGACAAGGCCGAGCUCAGGAAAGUCUGCUCGCAGGAGCUGUACGAGAAGCUGUCAGGAAUCGUCGAUGUACGGCCCAAGGGUCAGUCCAUGAAGUGGGAGCUCGAGGGCGGCCGAGCCAAGCUGAGUGUUCGCGACGACAGGAUCGCCAUGAUUCCAAUGACCCCUACCGAGAACCGCACAAUUCGCCAGGCCGUCGUUGCUGUCGAGAGCACGCAGCGCAUUGUCACCAUCGACCACAAGAAGGGUGGCGCCGAGGUUCCCGGCACGGCCAAGGCCAAGGCCAUGAAAGAAAACAUUGUGCUGACGAGCUAUGUCGACCAAAACACUUGGCAACAAACCCCUUGGAAGAUCUGGGGAACUUUGCCAGACAGCACACUCGAGGGUCAUCUUGACGAGGUAGAAGCAUACAAGAAAAUGGCGGAUGAUCAGGCAAAAUAG
This is a messenger RNA of Pestalotiopsis fici W106-1, 948 nucleotides long. RefSeq lists its product as uncharacterized. The record is from RefSeq and is a predicted model, not a curated record. Gene Ontology annotation, cellular component: mitochondrion; mitochondrial inner membrane. Bases 1 to 948 code for a protein of 315 amino acids. NCBI's taxonomy places the organism in Eukaryota, Fungi, Ascomycota, Sordariomycetes, Amphisphaeriales, Sporocadaceae. Gene Ontology annotation, biological process: protein insertion into mitochondrial inner membrane from matrix. The transcript has a single exon.